AUGGACAGUCUCAGAUCUGGACCGUAUGGUCAGACCUUCCGUCCUGAUAACUUCGUCUUCGGCCAAUCUGGUGCUAGAAAUAACUGGGCCAAGGGGCAUUACACUGAAGGAGCUGAACUAAUCGAUUCCGUCCUCGAUGUUGUUCGCAAGGAGGCCGAGAACUGUGACUGCCUUCAAGGGUUUCAGGUUUGUCAUUCCUUGGGAGGAGGAACUGGAUCUGGUAUGGGAACGCUCUUGAUUUCCAACAUCCGUGAAGAGUACCCAGAUCGGAUGAUGCUUACAUUCUCAGUGUUUCCUUCUCCGAAGGUUUCUGAUACAGUCGUUGAGCCUUACAACGCUACCUUGUCUGUUCAUCAGCUUGUUGAGAAUGCAGAUGAGUGCAUGGUUCUCGACAACGAGGCCUUGUACGAUAUUUGCUUCAGGACUCUCAAACUCACAACCCCCAACUUUAUAAUCUGCAAGUUCUCACCCGAUUGA
Messenger RNA from Eutrema salsugineum, 477 nucleotides. RefSeq names its product tubulin beta-1 chain. Gene Ontology annotation, molecular function: GTPase activity; GTP binding; structural constituent of cytoskeleton. Gene Ontology annotation, biological process: mitotic cell cycle; microtubule cytoskeleton organization. The coding region runs from base 1 to 477 and encodes 158 amino acids. The record is from RefSeq and is a predicted model, not a curated record. NCBI's taxonomy places the organism in Eukaryota, Viridiplantae, Streptophyta, Magnoliopsida, Brassicales, Brassicaceae. The transcript has 3 exons. Gene Ontology annotation, cellular component: microtubule; cytoplasm.